Messenger RNA from Callithrix jacchus (white-tufted-ear marmoset), 3591 nucleotides. RefSeq names its product derlin 1 (gene DERL1). Lineage: Eukaryota; Metazoa; Chordata; Mammalia; Primates; Cebidae. The record is from RefSeq and is a predicted model, not a curated record.
GCUCCGCCCCAGGACACCUAGUUUCGGCCAGGCGCUAAAAUCGGCGCUCGCCCUUUAAGCGGCGGGACUUCUGGUCACGUAGUCCGCGGCCGCCGGAAGGGGAAGUUUCGCCUCAGUAGGCUGCCUCGCUAGUCCGAAUUCGGUGGCGCCACGUCUGCCCGUCCCCGCCUUCUGCAUCGCGGCUUCUGCCCCUUCCACCUCGAGACCUAACAGUCGCGGAGCCGGCCGCGUCGUGAGGGGGUUGGCACGGGGAGUCGGGCGGCCGUGUGUAUCUUGGCUACCUGUGGGUCGAAGAUGUCGGACAUCGGAGACUGGUUCAGGAGCAUCCCCGCGAUCACGCGCUAUUGGUUCGCCGCCAGCGUCGCGGUGCCCUUGGUCAGCAAACUCGGCCUCAUCAGCCCGGCCUACCUCGUCCUCUGGCCUGAAGCCUUCCUUUAUCGCUUUCAGGUUUGGAGGCCAAUUACUGCCACCUUUUAUUUCCCUGUGGGUCCAGGAACUGGAUUUCUUUAUUUGGUCAAUUUAUAUUUCUUAUAUCAGUAUUCUACACGACUUGAAACAGGAGCUUUUGAUGGGAGGCCAGCAGACUAUUUAUUCAUGCUCCUCUUUAACUGGAUUUGCAUCGUGAUUACUGGAUUAACAAUGGAUAUGCAGUUGCUGAUGAUUCCUCUGAUCAUGUCAGUACUUUAUGUCUGGGCCCAGCUGAACAGAGACAUGAUUGUAUCAUUUUGGUUUGGAACACGAUUUAAGGCCUGCUAUUUACCCUGGGUUAUCCUUGGAUUCAACUAUAUCAUCGGAGGCUCGGUAGUCAAUGAGCUUAUUGGAAAUCUUGUUGGACAUCUGUAUUUUUUCCUAAUGUUCAGAUACCCAAUGGACUUGGGAGGAAGAAAUUUUCUAUCCACACCUCAGUUUUUACGGAGUCUUGCUUUUUUGCCAGGCUGGAGUGCAGUGGCAUGAUCUUGGCUCAGUGCAACCUCUGUCUCCUGGAUUCAAGCGAUUCCCCUGCCUCAGCCUCCUCAGUAGCUGGAACUACAGGCGCGCGCCACCAUGCCUGGCUAAUUUUUUGUAUUUUAGUAGAGACAGGGUUUCACCAUGGCCAGGAUGGUCUUGAUCUCCUGACCUCAUGAUCUGCCCGCUUUGGCCUCCCAAAGUGUUGGGAUUACAGGCGUGAUAGUUGCCAUAUUCUUAAAGGUGGGGGUAGGAGAGCAGGAUUUUGACUAGGUGAGAGGAGAUGCGUACUGUUACACACAAAAGCAUGUAAUAGUUGUGUGACUUUUCUGUCACACGAGUGAGGCAAAAGGCUGUUGAAGAAGGGACCAGUUAAAUCACCAUCUGGGUGUCACAGCCUGCCUGACAAUCGUGCCUAAUCUCAUGUCAGGGAUAUGCCGCAAUAGCUUACAUUUAAAAGUUUUUAAAAAAGCAAACCAAACUCUUUCACUUCUUGCUAAUUUUGAUGUUUUGCAGUUCUGUCAUUCUUCUGAGGGAUCAGUGAGGGCAGUAAAUCUUUCUCCCCUUCCUUUUAUAGUGUAGGGUUAUAUUUUUCAAAGACAUUUCAAAUCGUGAACUGUAGUAUACAGAAAUACAUCAUAUUGGUGGUCGUGCUGUGUGUGUUUUUCUUUAAGAGAAUAAAAAGAAACUUGUUUCUCUUCUGAGCCUGAAAUUGCCUUCAAGCUAAAAAAACAAAUGACCAAUCUGGUUUCUAAUUAUCAAAGGACAUAAUAACAGCACGUUUGGCUUUCUGAUCUAGGUUUAUCAAAUAGGAUGGCAGAUGCAUCAAUUAAAAAAAGCUUGGUGCUUUUGGGGGGCAGCCAACAGUUACUCUACGUUAAGUGGCCAUAUUCUAACUUAACGGCUUGUAGAUACUUCUCAAAUGUGGGCAACACAGGAUACAAGAUUCUAGUGGCAAAAUCAGCAGAGCACUGGCGUCUGCCUUCCAACUUGAACUUUCUCCGUUGGUGGAAGUCUUUCUGUUAAAUUUUGCAUACAGAUCAGAUGACAAAAUAUAGCUCCUUGAAAAAGCAGUAACUGCUUUGAAAUCACCAUGAAUUUUUGUUGAUUAUGUAUAAUUGGGUAUCUUUUUAUACUAAUUACUUGCAUUUAAUUUCGCUAUCUACUUAAGCAGUGGAGAUGGCUUCCAUAUUGUCUUAGAGUGAGUAGCAAAGCAAGGCAGCCCUGGCAGUGCCUUUUGCAGGGUUCUGUUUUAUGACAUACUCUGGAGGAAUACCGUUGUCCCGGAAGGCGUGGAUGUUGAGAAACCAGUGCUUAGAAAUAUAUUUCGAUUUAAACGGUAAAGCUGUAUUUGAUUAAAAUGCGGGUGAUGAGUAGAAGGAGAUGCAACCACUUUUCUAAAUGGAGUGCUGAUCCAUUCGUAGUACCCUUUUCUAUUUAGAGAAGUAGUUACAUCUCUGUACACAGUACAUUUUGUGUUUAAAAGGGAUUGUUUUCUGUUUCGGGGAGAGGCAUUAAGGUAUCAAGUGUGAUGUCAACAGGCUCCGGUCACUGACUGCUGUCCCUUCCCAGGCAGGAGGCAUGUAUAACAAGUAGCGCAGGGCGCAGGCUCUGCAGCCAGGCUGCCCCGGUUGGAAUCCUGUCACUUUUGAAGCACUUCACUCAGUGUUGGCUCAGUUUUCUUGUUUAUAAAACAGGAGUAAUAGUAAUGCCCACCUCAUGAGGUUGUUGUGAAGAUCAGAUGAAUUUAUAAGCAGGCAGCAACUGGUAUAAGGUAAUGCUCACUGAAGCUCACAUAGUAACCACUCUAGAAUAAGGUCAAGUAUAAAGCCUGUCCUCUUCAGGGUUUCUGCUGUGGACAAGUCACCUGUCAUGGCUUACCUUGCUGCCGAGAGGGGUUUAAGCAGAGGUAUCAGAUCAUGCUCUCUGCUUUCAAGGAAAUUUUUAAACAUGAGGAUCUGAUAAGUAGAAUAGGUUUAAACACAUUCUCAGUUUACUAAUAAAAUCGCCAAGGAUGGGAAAUAGUUGGAAAAUGCUAUUGAGAGUGUAGGCUUGGGUUUAUGUUCUCUUAGCUGUUCUGUGAACUCUUCAUUUAUUAAUUUUAAGGUGGGAAAUCAUCUAACCUUCUGUGGCCCCAGCUUUCCCACCAUCUGUGAGAAGGGAAGGAUGUAGCUGGAAGGCAGAUUCUGAAUACAUUUUAAAACAUACCCGUACUUCCAACAUAGAAAGCUUCUUCCCCAGUCUCCUUUGAUGGGCUCAGCUGAGAGCCUUUUGGAAAUGCUGUGCAAGGCUCACACACAGGCUGUGGAUUUGUCCGUUGAAAGUGAAUUUAUUUUGUAUCCUUGAUCUAGUUUGAUCCAUAUUUAGCAAUACCAAGAUGCUAUCAGUCAUUCUUUGGUUGUUGGGCUUGUGGGUGUAAUAUUUUUGUUUCCAUACUGUUCUGCAUAGAUUACUUUUAUAAGCAGAGAAAAAAACGUUCAGAGUGUGAAUUUAGCUGAAAUCUUAAUACAUUUAAGAAACAUGAGGCUGGGCGUGGUGGCUCAUGCCUGUAAUCCCAGCACUUUGGGAGGCCAAGAUGGGCAGAUCACCUGAGGUCAGGAGUUGAAGACCAACCUGGCCCACAUGGUGAAACCCCGUCUCUACUAA